Messenger RNA from Cuscuta europaea, 2244 nucleotides. Lineage: Eukaryota; Viridiplantae; Streptophyta; Magnoliopsida; Solanales; Convolvulaceae. The record is from the annotation of a GenBank genome assembly.
GGAAGAUCUUAGAAUUUUGUGAGAAGCAUGAAAUUUCUGUGCUUAAUAUGGAUGAGGACUUUGUUAACCCAAGGAGGCCACGUCAAAGAACUAAUAUCACUAAUCGGCAUCAUUAUGAGUAUGAAUGUUUUAAUACCAUAAUGGAUUUGCAAAUUAGUGAAUUUGAUGACCGUUUCAAUGAGGUAAAUUCUGAGCUACUUCUUUGCAUGGCCUCUUUGAGUCCGAUUGAUUCCUUCCGUGAGUUUGAUGCUUCAAAGUUGUUGAGAUUGGCUGAAUUUUAUCCAAGUGACUUCAGUUAUGUGGAACGCAGAACUCUUGAGCACCAAGUCAGUAUUUACAUUGACAAUGUGUUAGCGGAUGAAAGGUUUGCUAGAUUGAAAAGUCUUGGUGAUCUUGCUCGAGUGAUGGUGGAUACAAGGAAACAUCUUUCACAUCCUUUGGUGUAUAAGCUUUUAAAGCUAGCAUUGACUUUGCCAGUUGCCACAGCAACCGUAGAGAGAUGCUUUUCCGCUAUGAAAAUAGUGAAGACUAAUUUGCGCAAAAGAAUUGGUGAUAGGUAUUUGAGUGAUUGUCUGACUUGUUUUAUUGAAAGAGAUGUGUUUGAAACUGUUACAAAUGAAACUGUAAUGGAUCUCUUUCAAAAGAUGAAAACUCGGCGCGAACAAUUGUGAUGUAUUUGUUCUUAUCCUGGAUCCGCCACUGCCUGGAUGCUGCCACCGCCUGGAUGAUACAACGCCAACCACCCGCGAGCGAGUCCGACAUGGAGGAUCGAUUUCCGACUUGAUGAAUUGCCGCCGACCCACUUCCAUUAUAGGCUUCAGUGGAGGUUAUUUCAAGCAACAUAAAUGAAAUGACAAUUGAUUUGGAAAAUAUCAAGGGGUUAACUGAAGAUAAUGUUAAGGCAUGCAAUGGUUUGUGAAUUUCAUUGACACGAUUGGCAUCUUUAUUAGGUAUCCCGGUCUCCAAGAUGAAUGUCAAAGGGCUCGCCGGUUUGAAGAAGAAGUCCCCCAAAAUCAAGAAGGGGACGGAUGCGGGCACCCAGAAGCCCACAAGUGAUUUCUUUAAGAAGUCUGAGGGCCCGUCGACGGUCCCUACUUCUGAUGCCGCCGCCGCUGCGAAGACGAAGGCCACGGGCAAGGCUCCCGAGGGGAAGAAGCCCAAAAAGGGAGAUACCGGGAAGAUUGAUCCUCCCGUGGUGAUUGUAGACGAGCACUCCGCCCCCGGGACGCAUGUGGAGAUGCCGACGGCUGAUAUGCCGAUGGGUAUUGGGGAGCUACCCUCCGAGGUUCUGCAGGUUUCCCUCCCGAGAGGAACAGCCGUGAUGAACUGCACGGUGGAUCCGAGGGUGCUCCUGAGGGGCAUGACCCCUGAGAUUGACAGAGCUGCCCUCGGGGCAGAUGAUGACAUGGCCCUCGAGGACAAGAUCCUCCGAUGUUCCCUCACUGCUUGCAUUGCCCUCGACGAGCAGGCCCGGAGACUGGAGGAGUGGCGCCUGCACAAGGCUGAGCAGGACGCGAAGAUGAAGGAACUCGUUCAUCAGAACUCUAAUGCCAUCAGGCAAAUGGUCGUGCUGGAGGAGAGCCUUCGGCAGAUGACGUUGCGAGCGGAGGCAGCUGACCGGGGCAAGGCCGAGGCUAAGAGGUCCGCAGUUGAAGCCAUCGAGAAGGCCACCAAGGAGGCCGAGGCUGCUAAGGCGGAAUCCAUUGCCAAGGCACGGGAGGAGGCCAUCUCCGGAUUCCUGACGGGGGGGUGGAAAACCGAGGGAUAUAAGCAAUGGCUGUCCUCGGUCAUGGAGUCAUCUGUCGAUGAGUGGUGUGAUGGGCCCGACGUAGAGUGGGUGUCCCGGAAGGGCAAACAAUACUAUGAUGGGGUGAGUUUUUUACGCAGGCCCUCAUCUACCGGAGGAUGGCCCGUCACUUGAAGAUUGAGCCAAAAGAUUUUGACCCGGCGGCAUACGGCCUUCCUCCCCUGCAGCCAGAUGUCCGUGUUCCUCUCCCCUGGAUGUCGAAAGGCCAGACCUAGAAGAUACUGAGCUGAUGAAAGAGGCCGAGGGGGACGAUGCAGAGGCCGGCGUAGAGGUCACCUCAAAGCCUACGGAAGAAGGAAAAACCGAAUGAUUAUGCACUUAGUAGAUUUUUGAACAGUUUUUUGUAAUGAACAUGUGUAUGCUUUCGGCAUCAGCCCUCCUGUAAUAGACACUUUAACUCUUCUUUCCCUUUAAUGAAUGAAAGUCUGCCUUCGGGC